This is a messenger RNA of Echinops telfairi (small Madagascar hedgehog), 1471 nucleotides long. It is a transcript of the gene ABITRAM, whose product is annotated as actin binding transcription modulator. The transcript is spliced from 6 exons. Gene Ontology annotation, cellular component: dendrite; lamellipodium; filopodium tip. Gene Ontology annotation, biological process: regulation of filopodium assembly; dendrite morphogenesis; regulation of actin filament polymerization. The record is from RefSeq and is a predicted model, not a curated record. NCBI's taxonomy places the organism in Eukaryota, Metazoa, Chordata, Mammalia, Afrosoricida, Tenrecidae. The coding region runs from base 4 to 549 and encodes 181 amino acids. Gene Ontology annotation, molecular function: actin monomer binding; actin filament binding.
GCCAUGGCUACGGAGUCUGCGGCCGCUGCGCCAUCUAUCCCGUCGCUAGUCGAUCGGUACUUCACUCGCUGGUACAAGGCAGAUGUCAAAGGGAAACCCUGUGAGGACCACUGUGUAUUGCAGCAUUCUAACCGAAUAUGUGUCAUCACAUUGGCAGGAUCUCAUCCAGUUCUUCAAAGUGGAAAAACGAUCGAAAGCAUUUCCUAUCAGAUCAGUACCAACUGUAGCAGACUUCAGAACAAGGUCUCUGGGAAAUUUAAGCGGGGGGCACAGUUUCUAACAGAACUCGCACCUCUGUGUAAGAUUCACUGUGCAGAUGGAGAAGAAUACACUGUCUCUAGCUGUGUUCGAGGACGGUUGAUGGAAGUGAAUGAAAACAUUCUCCGUAAGCCGUCCAUUCUGCAAGAGAAGCCAUCCACUGAAGGCUACAUUGCAGUCGUCUUACCCAAAUUUGAAGAAAGCAAGAGCAUAACAGAAGGGCUCCUGACACAAGAGCAGUAUGAAGAAGUGGUGGGGAAGCGCAUUCGUGCCUCUACAGCUCCGUCGUGAGGAUGGCGCUGGAGGCCGUCAGGGCUCUGAAGAAGGACCGCCCAUGGAUGCAUGCUUCUCCACCGCCAGCCUGCUGCAGGGCAAGCCUGAGCCAUCGUUUGCCAGCUGUCCCCUCCACCAUUUCUAAGGAGCCUUGCUUCGACCUUUGUUUUCUACAGCUCAGACCCCCCCAACCCAGUUCUCUCUUCUUUCAUGUCUUUGUUCUCACAGUUGACAAACCACCAAGACCUCUGGGUUUUAUUUUUCUCCAAAUGCAAUGAGGGGAAAGUUCAAACACGAGUUUCACGUGGCAAAGAAAAGUUCUUUUACCCAUCUUCCUAGCACGCAGAAUACUGCAUGUUGACACAUUUGAAUGUUUUAGCAUCGUUCUGUUUUUGCCUCUUCUCCAUCAUUUUGAGAUUUUAAAACAUAAAAAACCUGCUGGCCUUUGAUAACUCAAUCUGCUUCAGUCUGGCACCACCAAAAAAAUCUAUUCUACCCCAUGAGGGACAGUGCCUUUUGCCUCCUCACCCCGCUGGGUGGAGCGUGCCCCUUCUCUCCCCCUGCUGCAGGGAUGGCUUUCCUCUGACACGCGGGGCCCCAAACGCUGACUUCUUACGAGAGGGACACGGGAAACGCUGUCUUAAAGUACUCUGCAAUGUGUGGCAGCAUCGCAGUGCCAUGUUGGGUUGCUGGUUGUAACACAAACUUGGCAGUCCUUUGGUCUGGCGCUCUCCUUACGGCAUCACCAGCAAAGCCUGCCUGAGGACACAUCACCGAAGGGCAGAUGCCUUUGAACAUCAUGUCACAAUAUUAAAAACAACUGUGGCUGGAGGUUAAGAUACCUAUUUAUAGUGAAUUGCAGAAAAAAUAGUUUUCAUUAAGGGCUAAAAAGCACACUUAAAGACGUGUUUUUAAAUAAAAGAAUUAUUUAAUACAGAAA